Maylandia zebra (zebra mbuna) is the source of this 4165-nucleotide messenger RNA. RefSeq names its product ring finger protein, LIM domain interacting (gene rlim). Gene Ontology annotation, biological process: ubiquitin-dependent protein catabolic process; random inactivation of X chromosome; protein ubiquitination. Gene Ontology annotation, molecular function: ubiquitin protein ligase activity. NCBI's taxonomy places the organism in Eukaryota, Metazoa, Chordata, Actinopteri, Cichliformes, Cichlidae. The record is from RefSeq and is a predicted model, not a curated record. Gene Ontology annotation, cellular component: nucleus.
ACAUUUGCCAGUGCCUGUAAGGAAUUACUCGGGGUAAAACCCAAAUGUUUCGUCCGUUUCCGGAAAAUCAUUUUAGGCUUCCUACAAGAAAGAAAAUGGAAUCUGGCAGUCGCACUUAGCUAAACAGUGUAUCGUUUCUGGGCGAAUAUUAAAAGGGCAGCUGGGUUGUACGAUAACGCUGCCGUUAACAUCGCCAAGCAGCAACUGGAUCUUGCUGAAUAUUGGAUCAUCUCUAGUCCGCCCUCCCUUCUGAACCAAUGGAGGGGUCUGACAGCGUGGAACAGAAUGGCAGUGAACUGCCAGAGUCACAGCGCAGGAGGCAGCUGGACCGCCUGGACAGGGAGGAGGCCUUUUACCAGUUCGUCAACAAUCUCAGUGAUGAAGACUACCGUCUCAUGAGAGACAACAACCUUUUGGGCACUCCAGGCGAGGUAACACAAGAUGAGUUAUUCAAUAGACUACAGCAAAUCAAAGAUGGUCCUGAGCAACAGAAUAACACCGCUGGUACUGAAAGUGUAGAAGAUCCAGUUGAACAACCGGAAAGCUCAGAGGAUCCUGCCAGUGGUGAUAGUCUGCUUGACUGGCUGAACACUGUGAGGCGCACAGGCAACACAACUAGAACCGGUCAUCGUGGGAAUCAGUCAUGGCGGGCUGUGAGCCAGACCAACCCGAACAGUGGCGAUUUUCGCUUCAGUCUAGAAAUCAGUGUGAACCGCAAUCUGGCUGAGCAACAGGCAGCUAUUGAGGGAGAGCAGGAAUCAUCAGAGCAACCUCCAGAAGAAUCAUCAGAGCAACCUCCAGAAGAAUCAUCAGAGCAACCUCCAGAAGAAUCGCAAUCGCCAGAAGAAUCGUCAGAGCAAUCGCCAGAAGAUAGGUCAGAGCAACCUCCAGAAGAAUUGCCAGAACAGUCUCCAGAACAAGCUCCAGAGGGUCAAGAAAUAGUGGCAAAUGCUGAACCACCAGUUCCCAUGGAGACAGAAGUGGUAGAAGAACCAGUUGUAGAUGAGUUGGCGGUCAUAGUGGAACCAGAGCCUGAACUAGAAGAGGUUGUUUCACAAGAGCUUGUAAGUGAAUCUCCCACCUCACCUUCUCCCCUGCCAGUGCAGCCACCACUCUGUCCUUCUCCACGCAGAGGGCAAAGGAGACCCCGCAGCCGAAGUCCAGAACCACGCAGGACUCGGGCCCGUUUAGCCAGGAGCCGCUCCCCUCUCAACUUGGAUCAACUUGAUGGACUUCCUAAUCCACGGCAUUCUUACAUCUCUCAAAGUGCCAGUUCUUCCAGCAGUGCUCCCCCUGUACCUCAAGUGGAGGGUAGCUCACGGACUCGACAGCAUGUUCUUUCAAGACCAAGCCACACUGAUGGAGAUGCUCAGCAGUCUAGGGCAGUUGCAGAAUCCAUUCCAGAGGCCCACAAUGUUGCCUCUCAGGAGGUAGAAGCCUCUGGGGGCGAAGGGGGCGCAGCAGGGCGUCGCCCCCCUACUAUUAUGCUUGACCUUCAGGUGCGCCGUGUGCGUCCAGGUGAAUAUCGGCAAAGAGACAGCAUUGCCAGUCGUACUCGCUCGCGCUCCCAGAACUCAAACAACACAUUUAUGUAUGAGAGUGAACGUGGUGGAUUUCGUAGGACUUUCUCGCGCUCUGAGCGUGCUGGUGUGAGGACCUACGUCAGCACUAUUCGCAUCCCCAUCCGAAGAAUCUCCGAUGCAGGUUUGGGAGAGGCAACUUCAAUGGCUCUCCAGUCUAUGAUACGGCAGAUCAUGACUGGGUUUGGUGAGCUUGGCUACCUCAUGGACUCUGACUCUGACUCUUCAGAUUCAAACCGUGGAGCCAGUGCUCCUGCAGAAAUAGAAGCCCUCCAUAAUCCAGAUGCUACCCCUGCCGAUGCUCCUGCUGCUGAUGUUGACGAGCAACCGGUUGCUGCUGGAGGCAGAGGAAGGACGGUUGAAACUGAUAUGGAUGAAGGCCUUGCCACUGGUCCGCCUCCCACUGGUGGCAGGGCUCGACCAAGACCACCUAUCGGCCUGGAGGAGCCCAGCUCCCUGCCCUUCCUGCGACUUGCUCACUUCUUCCUACUAAAUGAUGAUGAUGAAGACCAGCCCCAGGGGCUGACCAAAGAACAGAUUGACAACCUCUCCAUGCGCAACUUUGGAGAGAGUGAUGCCUUGAAGACUUGCAGUGUGUGCAUAACAGAGUAUGCAGAAGGGAACAAGCUACGUAAGCUUCCCUGCUCUCACGAGUACCAUGUGCACUGCAUAGACCGCUGGCUCUCCGAAAACUCCACAUGCCCCAUUUGCCGCAGGGCUGUCCUAGUGUCAGCCAACAGAGAGAGUGUGGUGUAACGCUUUGACAGACUGAAGGCCUUUUGUCUCAGCCGAAGUAAUCCAAUAUCUCCCAAGUCUGUAAGAGGCUGUGAGAAAACGUGUUUCUGCUGUUGAAAUGUAUUUCCUUCAUACUAUUUGUGAGUUUGAUCGUAUUGCAGACAACAGGUUUUAUUUGGGGUGCUCCUUACAGUGACGAUGGAGAAUAUUUAGUUUUUAGUUAGACAUUUAUUAUUAUUGCAGUCCAAAGUGGGGCACAAGCGAUGCAUGCUGUCUAUCAACCCGUAGUGGCUGUGCAGUGUUGCGUUGCAUCAAGCCAUGCGCACAAGUAGACUGAUAUCUCAUAAAAAUAAAUCCUCUGAUUAUAAAUGCUGCACACUUGCAGGUAGUUCAGGCACUUCAAAUCUGUUCUCUCAACUCCCGAAUGGCCCCUUGUAUAACAUUAGCUGGGUAUAGGUACAGUUGCUAGUUACACCAGUUCAAAGUAUUAGCUGUAAAUAAGCUUGUAAAAUAAUUUUGAAUCAUACAUUGUAUCACUGAAUUGGUUUCGGAUUGUAAAUGAACUCAUUUGAAGAUCUGGGUCAUGAUGGUCUGCAAUUACUCUCUGAAUUUGAUUUUAAAUGUUUAGGUGCUAACAAUGUAUACAGCAGAAUUAUUUACAGAUUGUGAUGUCCAAAGGAUGGAGGACAAAGUGUUUUGCAAUUUACAGUGUGACUUGUGCUCUCCAUUCUUGUUCACCCUAAAUAAAACACUUUUUUUUUUCUUCUUUGUUUGGUUUUGAGCGGGAUAUACCAUAAACUCGCAGAGGGAAAAAAAACCCAGAAUGUUGAACUUUUUAGGUUUUUGUUUUUUUGUUUGUUUGUUUUUUUGUUUGUUUGUUUUUUUUUUCUCCAAAAGUUAAAGUCUGUUUUGGAUUAAUAUUGUAUUGUUACUUUCUUGAUUAUUGUAAUGCCAGAUGUAAUCGUAUGAGAAAAUGAAAGCUUUUUCAUUAUGGGUAAUGGAGGCUUUGUCAGUAUCAAGUUGUGAGUUCCCCACCUCUAAAAUAUUAGCAGGCAUGACACAGAUGCAAAAGGACAUUUACUUUUAAUACUAAAUGAUGUCACAGUUGUGAUCCUUUUGUGUGUUAUUGUUCUUCUCGAUUCUUUUUUUUCCUACUAACAAUUGGAUUAAUUAAAUAUGAAAUAAAUUGUGGUCUUGGCAGAGUGAAAUAAUCACAGAUUGAAUAAAAUGGCAAUCCAGACUUGCUUCCUCAGCUCAAGCCACAACAGAUCUCUUUACCUGUCAGUCCACCUUCAUGUUUAAGUUGCAGCUUAAGUUAUUACCCCAAAGGUUUGAUAUAUACCAAGUCUGGGGUGGGAAAGUCUCCAUUAUUGUUCAUUGGGUUUUGCUUCAUAGGAAAGUCAAGUUUCUUGACCACUGUGCCCUCCUGCCUCACGAGCAAAUGCUCCAUAUCUGUGUGCAAUACAUGCAAUUGUAAAAGUAAGGAAAUGAAGACUUAUUACCCAUUAUGUGUUGAAUUUAUUUUAUUUAGAAGUUCUGUAGGUUUUAAUAGCACUGUUGAUGAACAGGGACACUGGCUAAAGGAGAAAAAAAAAAGCAACACUUAAAGCCAUCCUGUCACAUUUCUUAUUUUGUUUGAUGUCUUAGCCACAACUAUUACUUCCCUGUGUGGAGCAUAAAGGUUUGAAUGCAAGAUGAUGUUGAAUACCAUUAACAUGUAAACAAUGUAUGUUCCCUCAUAGGCCAUGCUUUAGUUUUGGCCUUGUUCUGUGAUCCAUCCAGUGCAGUAUGUUAACUGGGUGUUAAAUGAAAACUAACCGCUGAAUUAAACAAGUUGUUAUGCUAUGAAA